Molecule: messenger RNA, 724 nt
Organism: Aedes aegypti (yellow fever mosquito)
Lineage: Eukaryota; Metazoa; Arthropoda; Insecta; Diptera; Culicidae
Exons: 2
Coding region: 71-358 (95 amino acids)
Source: RefSeq, a predicted model, not a curated record
ACAAUGAAUCUUCUGUUUAAUCUGUUUAUAAACGCUCGUCCAGUCAAUCGCUGGUCAACCUUCAAUCACGAUGUCAUAUUGGCGCAAUAACUACAUAAUCUUCAUUGCCGUGAUCAUCGUGGGAUCACAGCUCACGGCUUGGGCGGAGUCCGACGUCGAAAAGUACUGCAAAUACCUGGACUGUAAGGGCGGCAGAGUCAAAAUGGGCGAAUCGUUUGCUGCCACCAAGUUUGCCUUCGGAUAUUGCACCUGUGGUGAGGAAAACGGCAAGAAGUACACCCGGUACUUGCCGUGCAAUUUUGGCGACACGUUCAGCUUGGAGCAGCAGAAGUGUGUUAAGGGCGUCGCAAAGGCAUGAGUUUCGGUGAUUGAGGUUAGGGAAUCGUUGGGAUCCAACAAUCUGACGUCUGGUUUGUGUCAUUUGACAGUUGAUCGGUAAGAUCGAUCAUCUGUCUUCUGGAUCAACUGUCAUAAGACACAAGCUAGUCGUCAAACUGAUUGAUUCUUAUCAUGAAACGAGUUGGAAUGUAGUGGUCUUAUGCGAGAGUUAACUGAUGAUUAAGAUCGUUUAUAUCGUUUUUGAACAAUUAAGUGCUUGUAGAAUGUUGGAAACCAUCUAGAGUUGAUACUGAUCAAUGAAAAUAAUAAAAGUGCCACAAAAACGGUCAGUUUCAAUGAGGAGCAUACUAGAUGAAAUAAAAGCCCCAACUUGUCAAAAUUUUGA